AUGUCUCUGUCAAAAAAGAGAAAAGUGGACACAGAGUGCAGAGUUUUCCAAGAAAAAUGGUCAUCAUUCUAUUUAUUCACAGAAGAGAAUGGGAAACCUGUGUGUUUGGUAUGUUCACAGCAGGUUUCAGUGCUGAAAGAAUAUAACCUUCGACGCCACUAUGAGACUCUUCAUGCCGAAAAAUACAAAAACUUGCAAGGACAGCAGAGACUAGAGAAGGUAAAUGAACUUUUAACGGCUCUGAAGAAGCAGCAGUCUGUGUUUUCUCGUAGCCGAGAAAUAAAUGAUGCUGCAGUGAAAGCCAGCUACCUUAUUGCUAAUGAAAUUGCAUUGGCUUCAAAACCAUUUAGUGAGGGUGAAUUUGUGAAGACAUGCAUGCUGAAGGCUGCAGAGACUGUGUGCCCUGAUAAGCGUCAGGCUUUUGAAAAUAUCAGCCUGACAAGAAACACAGUUGCAGACAGGAUUUCUGAUCUUGCGGAGGAUUUGGACAGCCAAUUGAAGCGCAAAGUAAAGUCAUUUAUUGUGUUUUCAGUUGCAAUCGAUGAAAGCAAGGACAUUACAGAUGUUGCGCAACUGGCGAUAUUCAUCCGCGGAGUUGAUGACACUUUGACCAUCACCGAGGAGUUCGUGGAGUUGGUGCCAAUGACGGACACCACAACAGCAGCUGAUAUUUUCACCGCCCUCGUCGGAGCGCUGGACAGGGCUGGAGUGGACUGGUCUCGCACUGUCAGCCUGGCUACAGAUGGUGCACCUUCAAUGACCGGGAGAAAAGUAGGUGUUGGGACAAAAUUCAGAGAGAAGGUGCAGGCUGCAAAUGGAGGACAUGAUUUUUGGACUUUUCAUUGUAUUUUGCAUCAGGAGGCAUUGUGUUGCAAGUCAUUGAAGAUGAAUAAUGUCAUGGAGUUGGUCGUCCGAACUGUAAAUUUCAUCCGAUCCAGAGGCCUGAAUCAUCGUCACUUUGACAGCCUUCUCAGAGAGAAAGACCACAACUAUGGCCUGCCAUACCACACCGAGAUAAGAUGGUUAAGUCAAGAUGCUGUGCUGAGGCGCUUCUUUGAUUUAAGAGGGGAAAUCAAAUAG
Messenger RNA from Penaeus monodon (black tiger shrimp), 1080 nucleotides. Its product is annotated as general transcription factor II-I repeat domain-containing protein 2-like. The record is from RefSeq and is a predicted model, not a curated record. The transcript has a single exon. Lineage: Eukaryota; Metazoa; Arthropoda; Malacostraca; Decapoda; Penaeidae. Bases 1 to 1080 code for a protein of 359 amino acids.